AUGGCGAAGACCUUCAGCAAGGAGGAUGUUGCCUCCCACACCAAGGACAACACCCCAUGGAUCAUCAUUGACGAGGAUGUCUACGAUGUCUCCAAGUUCCAAGAUGAGCACCCUGGUGGAAAGAAGAUUCUCCAACGUGUCGCCGGAAAGGAUGCUUCCAAGCAGUUCUGGAAAUACCACAAUGAGGGAAUUCUGAAGAAGUACAAGGGCCAGCUGCUGCUUGGUUCGCUCGACACCAAGAAGGUCGCCGAGCCUGCACCGGCUCCUCCUACUCCUGCGCCAACCCCAGCUGCGACUCCCUCUCCGUCCGAGUCUUCUUCCGAAUCUUCCUCCGCCGGUCCUGCCAGGGCCGAGCCCCAAGAUCCUUACGGUGACCUGAUCCCGUUCGCCGAUCCUUCGUGGUACCAAGGUUACUCCUCCCCCUACUUCAACGAAACCCACGCUGCUCUCCGCGACGAAGUCCGCCAAUGGGUUGAGUCCGAGAUCGAGCCCUAUGUCCACGAGUGGGAUGAGGGUAAGGAAGUCCCCGCCCACAUUUACAAGCAGAUGGGUGAGCGCGGUUACCUGGCCGGUCUUCUUGGAGGCGAAUUUCCCGCCGAGCACACACCCCACCGCAUCAAGGCCGUCGCGCCAGAGCGCUACGACUUGUUCCACGAGAUGCUGCUGACCGACGAGCUGUCCCGCGCUGGCAGCGGUGGCUUGGUCUGGAACUUGGUCGGCGGCUACGGUAUCGGAUGCCCGCCUCUUGUCAAGUUCGGUAAGAAGGAGCUCGUAGACCGAAUCCUGCCUGGCAUUCUGGCCGGUGACAAGCGUAUUUGCUUGGCUAUCACUGAACCGGAUGGAGGUAGUGAUGUUGCUAGCCUUGGCUGUGAGGCUAAGCUGACCGAGGACGGCAAGCACUACAUCGUCAACGGUGAGAAGAAGUGGAUCACCAACGGUAUCUGGGCCGACUACUUCACCACUGCUGUGCGUACCGGUAAGCCCGGUAUGAACGGUCUGAGUGUUCUGCUCAUUGAGCGCGAGGCUGGUGGUGUUAGCACCCGCCGCAUGGACUGCCAGGGUGUCUUGAGCAGUGGCACCACCUACGUGACUUUCGAGGACGUCAAGGUUCCCGUCGAGAACCUGAUUGGCAAGGAGAACCAAGGUUUCAAGGGUGAGCGAUUUCCCUUCUUCCCCGACUAUCCUUACAUACAUGAACUCUUUACUAAUCUGCCUUCCUACACAGUCAUCAUGACAAACUUCAACCACGAGCGCAUCGGAAUCGUCAUCCAAUGCGUCCGCUUCUCCCGCGUCUGCUACGAAGAAUCCGUCAAAUACGCCCACAAGCGCAAAACCUUUGGCAAGCGUCUAAUCGACCACCCCGUCAUCCGCAUGAAGCUAGCCCACAUGGCCCGCCAAAUCGAAGCCACCUACAACUGGCUCGAGAACAUCAUCUUCCAAUGCCAGUGCAUGGAAGAGACCGAGGCGAUGCUCAAGCUCGGCGGUGCCAUCGCCGGUCUUAAGGCCCAGUCUACGCAGACCUUUGAGUUCUGUGCCCGUGAGGCGAGUCAGAUCUUCGGUGGUCUGAGUUAUAGCCGUGGUGGACAGGGUGGUAAGAUCGAGCGCCUUUACCGUGAUGUUCGUGCUUAUGCUAUCCCCGGUGGAAGUGAGGAAAUUAUGCUUGAUUUGAGUAUGCGUCAAAGUUUGAAGGUGCAUGAGAUGUUUGGUAUGAAGUUGUAG
Molecule: messenger RNA, 1719 nt
Organism: Penicillium cosmopolitanum
Lineage: Eukaryota; Fungi; Ascomycota; Eurotiomycetes; Eurotiales; Aspergillaceae
Product: putative acyl-CoA dehydrogenase
Exons: 4
Coding region: 1-1719 (572 amino acids)
Molecular function (GO): acyl-CoA dehydrogenase activity; flavin adenine dinucleotide binding
Source: RefSeq, a predicted model, not a curated record